Rhodotorula toruloides NP11 is the source of this 969-nucleotide messenger RNA. RefSeq names its product chalcone-flavanone isomerase. The transcript is spliced from 6 exons. Gene Ontology annotation, molecular function: intramolecular lyase activity. The record is from RefSeq and is a predicted model, not a curated record. The coding region runs from base 1 to 969 and encodes 322 amino acids. NCBI's taxonomy places the organism in Eukaryota, Fungi, Basidiomycota, Microbotryomycetes, Sporidiobolales, Sporidiobolaceae.
AUGCUCGCACGACAGGCCACUCGCACCCUGCGCUUGCCGCUCUCGAAACCGCCUCUUCCUCGCCCCACACCCCCAUGUCGCUCGCUCGCGACCGUCUCGCGGGCAGCACGACCCACGCAGGUGCUAUGGAAGGUCGUGGGACUGCUCGGAGGAGCCGCACUGGCCUACACGGCGUGGCAGGUCAAGCCAGAGUGGGUGCCGAUACAGCAACCGCUCCACGCCGACGCACCCGCUCCUGUCGGGAUCUACACGGACCCGACCACGUCGACUCCCUUCCCUUCUCGCCUUACCUCGCCUGACGGCACGCAACUGAGGCUCGUUGGGACGGGCGUGCGCACGGUGUCAUUCUUGAACAUCAAGGUGUACGCUGUCGGGUUCUACGUGAGCGAGCAAGAGUUGCAGUGGGCGAAGGAUGGGAAGAUUGCCGGAUGGGAGGGCUUUACCCCUGAGCGCCUCAUCCCACCCUUCGGCAUUCCUUCAGGCGAGCCUGACCGCCCCAAGGGCGAGCUGUUGAUGGAAAGCUUGCUGGAGAAGGCGGACGCGGCGAUAGUCAUCAUCCCCCUUCGCAAUACCUCCCUCCCUCACCUGCGCGACGGCUUCACUCGCGCCAUCACCGCUCGCAUGCAAGUCCCUCGCGUCUCGAACGAGUUCACUGAUAACAUGAGCGAGCGGACCGGCGCCGCUCUCGUCGAGUUCAAGAGCUUCUUCCCGUCCAAGACGCUGCAGAAGGGCCUGCCGCUCGAGGUCUACUAUUCUGCGCGCGACCGGACGGCGCUCUUCCAGAUCAGGAACGAGCAGUCUCGGAAACCGGAAGUCCUCGGCACCCUCCGCGAACCGCUUCUCGCGCGGGAACUCAUCGUCUCCUACUUCUCCGACACCGCCGCACCCUCUCGCGAACUCGUCACGUCGAGCGCGAUGGGUUUCUCAGGCGAAGCGAGGGGAGAGCCGGGCGACAGGGGUGCGGCGUAG